This is a messenger RNA of Aspergillus oryzae RIB40, 639 nucleotides long. RefSeq names its product macro domain-containing protein. The record is from RefSeq and is a predicted model, not a curated record. The transcript has a single exon. NCBI's taxonomy places the organism in Eukaryota, Fungi, Ascomycota, Eurotiomycetes, Eurotiales, Aspergillaceae. The coding region runs from base 1 to 639 and encodes 212 amino acids.
AUGGCGGCCCCAUACGUGCCUAUCACAGAGAUCCCGACGGUCUCCCUGCUGUAUAAACUUGGUCGUCUGGUUCCGGUUUCAUCCCCCCUCUUACAACCCUCAAAGCCAUUGAAUGACACUAUCUCUCUCAUUCGCAAUGAUAUAACCAAACUGCAAGGCGUAGAUUGCAUAGUCAAUGCAGCAAACAGAUCCCUCCUGGGCGGUGGAGGUGUGGACGGUGCGAUUCAUCGCGCUGCCGGACCCAACCUGCUGCAGGAAUGUCGAGUCUUGGAUGGAUGUGAUACCGGCGAUGCCAAGAUAACAUCAGCCUACGAACUUCCAUGCAAGAGAGUCAUCCACACCGUCGGACCUAUUUACCGUUACGAACUACGAGGGGGAGAUGACCGACCAGAGGCACUGCUGCGGAGCUGCUACCGACGGAGUCUCGAGCUCGCCGUGGAAAAUGAUAUGAAGAGCAUCGCGUUUUCGGCGAUCAGCACCGGUGUUUACGGAUACCCCAGUGACGAAGCAGCUCGGGCUGCUCUCGAUGAGACUCGAAGGUUUCUAGAAAACCCGAACAACAUUGGAAAGCUGGAAAGGGUUAUAUUUUGUAACUUUGAACGCAAGGAUAAGGUUGCCUACGAGGAGACGAUCCCGUAA